Molecule: messenger RNA, 294 nt
Organism: Symbiodinium sp. CCMP2592
Lineage: Eukaryota; Dinophyceae; Suessiales; Symbiodiniaceae
Source: the annotation of a GenBank genome assembly
AUGGCGGAUUCCAAGAAGCACAUGAAGAUGGGCACACAGGAGAGUUUGAAGACUCUGAUGAGGCCGCACAUGCAUCACGCCAUUGACACGUGGAUGGCCCAGGUGGGCGACACAGAGAAGAGGGGCCUCCUCCGCCUCAUGCGCAUGGCCCACCCGGAGGGACUCCACAUCGACAAGCCUCGCCAUCCAUCUUGGAUCCCGAAGUGCGCCACGCAAAAGAAGGACUACAGUGCUCUGCCCACUGCGGCGCUCAGCAUGAUGCAGAAGUCUGCGUCCAGCCCCGCUCUGCGCUGA